Trichomycterus rosablanca is the source of this 2778-nucleotide messenger RNA. It is a transcript of the gene paf1, whose product is annotated as PAF1 homolog, Paf1/RNA polymerase II complex component. NCBI's taxonomy places the organism in Eukaryota, Metazoa, Chordata, Actinopteri, Siluriformes, Trichomycteridae. Gene Ontology annotation, cellular component: Cdc73/Paf1 complex. The coding region runs from base 113 to 1663 and encodes 516 amino acids. Gene Ontology annotation, molecular function: chromatin binding; RNA polymerase II complex binding. The record is from RefSeq and is a predicted model, not a curated record. The transcript is spliced from 14 exons. Gene Ontology annotation, biological process: transcription elongation by RNA polymerase II.
AAUUACAGAACGAAGAGUUUAACCAUCGCGGAGCAAAACAUUCACCUUAUUGGAGUUUAUAAUAAUACAAUUGUUAUAUUUGUUUAAGAAUUAGUUUGGAAGAAAAGUCACAAUGGCUCCAACGAUUCAAACACAAGCACAGCGGGAGGACGGACAUCGGAGCUCGUCACACAGAACGGUACCAGAGAGGUCAGGUGUGGUGUGCCGGGUGAAAUACUGCAACAGCCUCCCUGAUAUCCCGUUCGACCCAAAGUUCAUCACGUAUCCCUUCGACCAACACAGGUUUGUUCAGUACAAAGCCACUUCACUCGAGAAACAGCACAAACACGACCUGCUCACAGAACCCGACCUGGGCGUGACCAUCGACCUCAUUAACCCCGACACAUACCGCAUAGAUCCUGACAUUGUUCUGGAUCCUGCUGAUGAGAAACUUCUGGAAGAAGAGAUCCAGGCUCCCACCAGCUCCAAGAGGUCGCAGCAGCAUGCUAAGGUGGUACCAUGGAUGAGGAGGACUGAGUACAUCUCCACAGAGUUCAACAGAUACGGAGUGUCCAACGACAAAGUGGAGGUCAAGAUCGGCGUGUCGGUUAAGCAGCAGUUUAAGGAGGAGGAGAUCUACAAGGACAGAGACAGUCAGAUCACCGCCAUCGAAAAGACCUUCGAGGAUGCUCAGAAAAACAUCGCUCAACACUACAGCAAGCCGAGAGUCACACCGGUGGAGGUUCUGCCCGUCUUCCCCGACUUUAAGAUGUGGAUAAACCCCUGUGCUCAGGUCAUCUUCGACUCGGACCCCGCUCCUAAAGAGGUCCCCGGCUCGGCCGCCGUGGACAUGAUGUCACAGGCCAUGAUCAGAGGAAUGAUGGAUGAGGAAGGGAACCAGUUCGUGGCGUACUUCUUACCCAACGAGGAGACCCUGCGCAAACGGAAGAGGGACGUGGAUGAGGAGCUGGACUACAUGCCUGAUGAUCUGUAUGAUUAUAAGAUAGCGAGAGAGUACAACUGGAACGUGAAGAACAAGGCCAGCAAAGGUUACGAGGAGAACUACUUCUUCAUCUUCAGAGAUGAAGACGGUGUUUACUACAACGAGCUGGAGACCAGAGUGCGCUUGAGUAAGAGAAGAGCGAAGGCCGGCGCUCAGUCCACCACCAACGCUGUGCUGGUCUGCAAACACAGAGAUAUGAACGAGAAAGAACUGGAAGCACAGGAGGCUCGAAGAGCUCAGCUGGAGAACCAUGAACCAGAAGACGAGGAGGAGGACCUGGACAAAGACACUCAUGAAUCUGGUGAUGAGAAGGAGAAAGGCAGCGAGAGCGAGAACUCCGACAGCGGUUCCGAGCAGGACGAGGACGAGGAGCGGCGCAGCGAGAACGAGGAAGGCGAGAACGUCGGAGACGAGGGACGGAAGGCGAGCGGCAGCGAGAGCGGCGAUGACCGACAGGCUCGGGACGAGGAGGAGAUCUUCGGCAGCGACGACGGCAGCGACGAGGAGGACGAGGACGGGGACGGGGGCAGACGGAGGAGCGGGAGCGAGGACGAGGACGCGGGGAGGGCGAGCGGAAGGUCCUCGCCCGCUCACAGCAGCAGCGGUCAGUCUCAGGAGGGGGGGGCGCAGAGCGGCAGUGACCGAGGCUCCGACUCCAGCGACGCCAGCGACAGCGACUGAGAGACUGAAAUCCUCAGCGCCGUGUGUCCUGCGUUUUACACUCGUCUUUAUUAAACUGUUCACCGUAGCAAAGACGAAUAUGAAACAGAUUUUGGGAAGGACGGGGUUCCUUCGUUCCCCAGAUUCAAUUCUAGUCACUAGAACGAACAUUUUAGUGUUUUUGCAAGACAGAUGUUCUUCAGUGCAUCAAAUACCUUCUUAAUUUCCUAACAGUCAUUCUUUCCUUGUGUCACACUGUGCUGUCGGGUUCCUAAAACCUUCCCACACAUGAGGAAAUGAAUUCAACUGAAUGACGUGGUGCACAACAGUGCUGACUUCUCAAACUCGUACAGCCAAUUCUAACCUUACCAGCCCGGGUGUCCAUACGAGGGUCUCUGUGCAGCACCACCGAUCAGCCAGCAGAGGAUGCAACUGCAGCAGGAGUUUCCUCUGGUGGAAUCAUUUACAUAAUAUUUACAUUUACUGGAUGCUUUUAUCCAAAGCAACUUAUAAUUAUCACUAAAUACAAUUCAAGCAAUGUAGGGUUACGGGCCUUGCUCAGGGGCCCAACAGUUGAACCAGCAAUCUUCUGAUUACUAGUCCAGUACUUAACCUUGUUGCCCUAAUGAACUUUGGACUCUGUAUGACGGAUCUCAUUUUGUACACGUCGAUCAGAAAUGCAGCGAUGAGACUAAUAAAUGUCACAUUUAUGCUUUAAAGGGUAAUUAAAGUUUUUAAUAGUUGAUGUCAGAAGCAACAGAACCUUUUUUUUUGUCUGAUGAAGCUUUAUUCCUUUUUUAUUGUCAGUAAAACCUUCACCAACACAUCAGUGAUGCUCAUUUCUUUCUUCUUUAUUAUAUUCCAAAGGUCAUGAUCUCACUUGUGGACUUUUUGUUUGUUUGUUUGUUAGUUUUUAAGGGAAGUUUCAUCACAGUGAAGAAAAAACUGCUGUAAAUAAAGUCAAAUGAUUUUCUUACGUUUGUGUCAGAUCUUGUAUUUUUUAUUCAGGUCGUUUAGACCAAACAUGGACCGGUUGGUUUUUAAACCCUGUAUUGUACAGAUAUUAAAGAAAUGUUUUAUUUAGGUUUUAUUGCGCAGAGGUCCGUUAGAUCCAGGUUCAAAUCUCAGAUGGGCUG